CUACCAACCAGUGAUUUAUCUUGAAGUGAACAUGCAUCAAAUGCAAAAACGGCUUUAUUCUCAAGUUUCACAGCAGACUUACUGCCGAGUGACUCACAUCACCGAUGCAUUUUGUAAAUCUUCCUGCAGUUUCGUCGAGCUCGUUGUGUGGUCGACAUAUGUUUAGCGGCCUAGACUGUCUCUGAGGUUCAUCGAUAUAAAACCCCAUCAAUCCUCUAGGGUCAAGUCUCUUUUACCAUCAAACUCGCGCUCAUAAUCACAAUAUUCGAACCGCCAUCCCACAUUUUUCUUUCCAGAUAUGAAUCCCGUCAACACAAAACCUUACACUCUCCCUGAGGAUGCAACUUGGCUAAUUACCGGCUGCUCAUCUGGAAUCGGUCGUGCCAUCGCAACUCUCAUAGCCAGCAAACCCAAGCAUCGCUUAAUCGCAACAGCCCGCAAGCUCUCCGACCUAUCCUACCUCCCCGACACCAACCCCAACAUCGUCAAGUUGGUACUGGACGUGACAUCCCCUAGAUCCGUCAACGCUGCAUUCGCUGAUGCAGCGCAACACUUCGGUUCCAACUUCCAUCUCGACAUUGUCGUCAACAAUGCGGGGUACUCGUUGUCAGGUGAUACGGUCAAUGCGACCGAAGAAGAGACUCACAAGGAGCUGGAGACUAUUUUCUUUGGAACUACACGUGUGACUACACGCGCUAUUGAGAAUAUGCGCCAGAGUGAAGGGUUCCGAGGCGGUUUUAUUUUCAAUAUUUCGUCUUUGGCGGGAUUGGUGGCUUUCCCUGGUCAUGCGUAUUACCAUGCGAGUAAGUUUGCUGUCGAAGGAUUUACGGAGUCUGUUGCGAGAGAAGUUCAUCCUGAUUGGAAUAUCAAUUUCUGUAUCGUUGAGCCAAGCGGGGUGAAAACCGAGUUUGAAGGCCACAGCAAAGCCAAGAUUCAACCACAUCCUGCAUACGCGGCGCCUGAUAUGCCGGCCAGAAAGCUGGAGCAUUAUGUCGAGAUGGGAAUCAAUGCCGGUGCGGCGGCUGGUAUGAUUGAGCCCGAGAAGUUGGCUGAGACUCUCUACACUGUUGCUAGUCGAGGACAAAAUAUUCCGCUUCGACUGCCUUUGGGAUUAACAACAUGGAGAAUGGCAAGGGCAAAAUUCGAAGGAUUCAUAAAGGAGUUGGACGAUCUUAAAGAAUUGAGCGCAAUGGGAAAGAAAGUUUGAAUAUCUCAGAAUUAUAAACGAGAUGAGAAUCAGGGUUCUAAGCCAUGCCAGUCCUUGCAGAUGACACUGUUUAUCGAGAUCUCGCUUAACAAGGUUCAGGAGGUACAGUAACGAGGCCCAUGACCUUGUCACCUCCAGAACCGCGUAAAAUAACCUGGACUCCGUGGAGAUGGUCAAGGGACCCAGAACUUCCGUGAAGCCACAGGACCCUG
Messenger RNA from Cadophora gregata, 1419 nucleotides. RefSeq lists its product as uncharacterized. The coding region runs from base 299 to 1207 and encodes 302 amino acids. The transcript is spliced from 4 exons. The record is from RefSeq and is a predicted model, not a curated record. NCBI's taxonomy places the organism in Eukaryota, Fungi, Ascomycota, Leotiomycetes, Helotiales, Ploettnerulaceae.